UAUAUGGCCUGGUUUUAUAGCACUUUUGUUCAGAGAUAUUUGGACUGGAACAGCGCCAGGUCCAUUUGCAAGUCAGAGAGCGCUAAGUAGUCUGAUGCACAGGCACCAACUGCAGCAGAGGAUCCGUCUAGAGUAUUGUUAUGCAAGCAGGAAGGGAGCAGUCUCACAUUGAUCGAGGCAUUGGACGGAGGCUGGGAUGCUUUGGUCCUUGAUGCCGUUUGAGCUGGAGGCUGCUGUUUGCUGUCCCAUCAUGCAGUAUACUGUACUAGCACAGUGCUUGGAGCAGUCACUCAGCACAGUUAGAUCAUAAAAGAGGGACGGACUGAUGGAGACCUAGCCUACUCAUCCCUCAGCUUUGCUUGCACUCUUAAGUUUUGUCAACCUCAUUUCAGAUCUCAGUCUGGUGACUGUCCCCAGCCAUGAGCGGUGGAGUGAAUAUCAAAGUCAUAUCUCAGAAUCAGAGUGACGCAGGUGUCAUGUCGAGUCUGCCUUUACCUCGAAGCAUGAUGCCUCUCCCCAAGAUGGAUCCCAAACAACACUACGGCGGGCCCCCCAAUCCCACACUGCAGUAUCAGCACGCCGCCAAACGACGACCUUCCUGUUCUCCGUCUUCUGUUUCCUCGGGUCCUGCAGAGCUGAUGAGGGGUGCAGCUUUGAAGAACCACCUGCUGCAGCAAAAAUCUGGAAUGAUUUCUCAUAGAAGCCCAGCAGCUACAGAACGAACUGACGGAACGUGCUCGGCGUACAACAGCCCUCAGAUACCGAAGAGGGACGUCCGACGCUCGAAAGACACGCUGGACCUCCGCGCCAGCACACUGAACCAGAAGGCUUUGCGAGACCUCCAGUUAAGACGAACCACCAACAAAAACUGGACCUUUGGAAAAUAUCGCCUAAAGAGUGUGGACAACGCACAGGAGGAUGCCGCCUUGUGCCGGCUCUCUGCUAAUGCCCAUUUGGGCUACGGAAGAGGGCGGAUCUUUUAUACUAAAGGUGCAAAUGGGAAUGAGGUGCCUGGCGUUUCCUUAGCUGGAAUGGGCGACACCGAAAAAAAGGUGAGGAACAUUUCCAACCAGCACCUGGGAGCUUCAGAAAGAGACGUGGCCAACAACAAAUCAAAGUCUUCUCAUCACACAUUCAACAUGCGGCACAAAGGGAAUGAGCCAGGAAAAGUCUACAUGGCCGCUGUUGCUCCCUUCAGGUUCAGGUUCCAGGUCCAUGAGGACACAGAUCCCUCCCUCGAUGAUCUCAGUGAUUGUUCCUCUGACUCCAUGGAGGUCUGCUGUGACGAUCUAGGAGGCAUGCUUGGAAAUAGUGUAAAAGGAAGAGAAGGAGAUUUCAAGAUGGAAAGGACGGAUAGCACAAAGGCAUACGGCCAAGCAGAUGGCAAAGGAGUUGGCAUGGCAGUUAAGAGGGCCAAGUCUGGAGUGCCCCAGACCACACCGAGGGGUGAACUGAAGGUUUACCGGGCGGGUAGCUCUGACGGCAGGUUACCAGUUUCCUCUAGUCUUCGCAAGCAGAGGUCUAUGACAAACCUGGCUGUACUCACUGAUGCUGAGAAGAAGUUUCACCUUUAUGAGCCCAAGUGGUGUGAUGACAUGGCCAGACAUGGAGCAGGGCAGAGCAAAAUGGGCAAGCCAAAGACCGCAGGGGGUGGCAGCAGUGCCGGAGGGGGUGGCACUCUCUCUCGAAACCUAUCCAAAUCUGAACACUCGCUGUUCCAGGGCAAACCCAAGCCCUUCAGCCCUCUGGCUGCUCCAUCUGCUCUGAGCAAGCAGAGCCGCAUACCUCGUGCUCCAUACGCCGAGGUGAAGCCCCUAAGCAAGGCACCCGAGGAUGGGAAGUCGGAUGACGAGAUCUUGUCCAGCAAGGCGAAGGCCAACGCUAAGAAGCAGGGAGCCGGUGCCGGAGGGGAGUCCGGUUCCAAAGGAGAGGAAGGGGGGGACAAGCCCUUCUUGAAGGUGGACCCAGAACUGGUGGUGACAGUGCUGGGCGACCUGGAGCAGCUGCUUUUCAGUCAGAUGUUAGACCCUGAGUCCCAGAGGAAGCGGACUGUGCAGAAUGUUCUUGACCUCCGUCAGAAUUUGGAGGAUACGAUGUCGAGUCUGCGGGGCUCCCAGCUUAGUCAUAGCUGUAUGGACAGCAGUAAUGUGGGCUACGACAGCGAUGAGACCAACGCUCGCAGCAUAUCCAGCCUGUCCAACCGCUCAUCUCCUCUCUCCUGGCGCCACGGCCAGUCCAGCCCUCGUCUCCAAGCGGGCGACGCGCCGUCCUCCACAGGCGGAGGCUACCAGGGGAGUAAGACGGGCUCCCAGUAUACAGCCCAGACGAUGCCAGCUCGCUGCUCCAGCCGCCUCAGCAGCACGUCUCGCAUCGAGCUCAUCGAAGGGUUGGAUGAUGCCGACCUCAAGUCUGGUUACCUGAGUGACAGCGACCUCCUAGGAAAGAGCCUGCCGCAUGACGACGACGACGACAACCUGGCUAAUGGUUGGGAUGAGAGCAGCUCCAUCAGCAGUGGGCUCAGCGACGGUGACGGCGAUGGCUCGGAGAACCUCAGUUCAGAGGAGUUCAACGUCAGCUCCUCCCUUAACUCCCUCCCGACCACACCCCUGGGAUCCAGACGCAACUCUUCUGCUAUGCUCCGCACUGAUGCAGAGAAGCGCUCCCUGGUGGAAAGUGGACUUUCUUGGUACAGCGAGGAUGGCAAAACCGUCCACAAGCUUGAUAGUUGCAGCUAUGACACGGGGAGUCUCAAGACGGAGGCCCCGAGCAAGUGGAGAAAGAAGCCUCCAAGCCUUAGUGAAGAUACAGGGUAUAAGGGAGAACUGAGGAAGCCUCAAAGCUUGGGUCAACCAGGAAGUUUCAAGAAGGGUCGUAAUGCUCCAAUAGGCGUGACCUCCCCCAUAACCCAUACCUCUCAGAGCACGUUAAAAGUUGCAGCACCUAAAAGUGAGAAGCCACUGGAUAAAUCCAGGAUUUCCCUCAAAACUGCUGGUCUACAACGGUCUCGUUCAGACGCUGGCAGGGAUCAUCACGGAGAGCACCGCAAGCCCCCAUCAGGUUUAGUUAAACCCACAGCUGGAGCCUCCUUUGGCUACAAGAAACCACCAACGGCCACCGGUACCGCCACUGUUAUGACAGCAGGGGGCACCACCAUCUGCAGUGGCUCUGCUACUGUGGGGAAAACCCCCAAGUCCUCUGGCAUCCCGGUGAAGCCUGUGGGAGGAGGUGCACCAUCGGGUCGAAAGAACAGUUUUGACGCCAGCAGUGAGCAGGGCUUCUUAGGGCCCAACGCCCGAAACAGUAUUCAGUACCGCAGCCUGCCUCGACCGGCCAAAUCAAGCACGCUCAGUGUGAUCGGCCGCCCUGCACCUCGGCCUGUCAGCGGUACCAUUGACCCCAGCCUGUUGAGUUUGAAACCUGUGCCUAUGGCCUCCAGGAUUAAAGAGCCCAGUGGCUGCAGCAGUAAGAUGUCUAACAGAACGAGCACAGGCCCGGUGAACAUGACGGACCGAGAGAAGGAGAAGGAGAGAGCCAAAGCCAAGGCUGUGGGCGCCGACGUAGACUGUGGUUCUCUGAAAGGAGAGACUCAGUCCACAGGAGAGUCCACUGUGAAACUGCACGGCCUGAGACGGACCGGCAGCAGCAAAUACCCUGAACUGUCCUCACCCACCACACCAAGGAUGCUGAACACUAAGUCUCUGGGUCAUCCAACCAGCUUUGCUCACAUGGACAAGGUGAACUCCAACAGUCUUGACUCCUGUGUGACCAUCCACGACCUCCCGCCCAAAGUCCCCCCGUAUUCCAAGCUGCAGGACUUGGCUGGCUCCCACACCUCAUCCCGCCUCACCCCCAGCCCAGCGCCUGUGCUCCACAUCAAUUCCCCCAGCUCCUACACCAGUGAAAGUCUGAGCGGAUCACCGCUGCUCUACCCCAAGCUGUCCGGCAUGCACCGCAGCCUGGAGUCCCUGCCCCUCCAGAUGAGCGUGGCUUCCAGUACGAGGUUUGUCAGAACUGCCAUGCAUGAUAAGGAAGAGAGGGGUACCGGAACCUGGGGAGCUGGAAGCAGGACAUCCCUCAACCUCACGGAUAGCUUGCAAACAGACCGAAAUACCUUGCCGAAGAAAGGAUUAGAACGCUAUGGCUCAAGCCUGUCAGAGAGUGACGGCAAACCUGGAAGGCGCCACUCCCACACCAUAGUCAGCAUGACAGAGAGCGAUAGCCCCCCUCAGCUGCCUUCUCCCACCCGCCCUCUCCACCCCUCCUCUGGCAAGGCUCCCCUCACCAACGUGGUUGCCCCAAUAACUAGUGGCACCCCGAGGAUAUCGCGCUCCAACAGCACAGGCCCACCUAGUGAGUCAUCCUGCGAUCUCUAUGGAUCCUCCCCUCUGGGCAGCAGUAUGUCCCUGGCUGAUCGGCCAAAAAGCAUGAUGCGGUGCGGGUCUUUCCGUGAACCCGGAGAUGAAGUGCAUGGCUCUGUGCUCUCUUUGGCGUCCAAUGCUUCAUCCAACUAUUCCUCGAAUGAGGAGAGGAUAGAAGGGGAGCAAAUCCGCAAGCUAAGGCGAGAGCUGGAGUCUUCCCAGGAAAAGGUUGCCGACUUGACCAUGCAGCUUAGUGCCAAUGCUAAUCUGGUAGCAGCAUUUGAGCAGAGUUUGGCGCUGAUGACGGCACGCCUGCAGACCCUGUCGGUCUCUUCGGAGCAAAAGGACUCUGAGCUCACUGAGCUGAAGGAUACCAUUGAGGUUCUGAAGGUCAAAAACACAGAGGCCCAAGAAAUCAUUCAGGGGGCUCUCAGUAAUCCGGACAUCACACCUAAAGGUACAGAAUGUGCCAGGGAUUUACAAAAACCAGACACAUGCAAAGACAAGGGGGGGGGGGGGGAAGCUUCUUCUCCCGGAAUUCAGUGUGCUCUUUUUUUUUUUUUCUCCUGGAAUUUAGAACUGCUGAUUAAACGCCAGAACUCGUCAGAAAGCAUCUCCAGCCUCACCAGCAACACCAGCCACACCAGCCACUCCAGCCACUCUAGUAUGGGUAGUCUCAAAGAGCAGGAGGCCAAGAAGAAGAAGAAAAAGGGCUGGUUGCGCAGCUCCUUUAACAAGGCCUUUAGUAAGAAGGGCUCUAAGCCAUCAGGGCCGUAUGCUGACAUUGAGGAAAUUUCCACCCCAGAAUCCUCUGCACCUUCCUCCCCCAGAGUUCACCAUGGUGGAAGCAACCCUCCAUUGUCAAUGAAAUCAUCAGCCUCUACAUCAUCAUCAGGACUCUGUGAAGGAGAUGAGGUGGGGGAUGAUAAGGUUGUAACAGAACUGCGUACAGAGCUGUGGGAGAAGGAGCGCAAACUGACAGACAUCCGUCUGGAGGCUCUGAGCUCUGCCCAUCAGCUGGAGCAGCUGCAGGAGGCCAUGAGCAACAUGCAGUCGACAGUGGAGAACCUGAAGGCUGAGAACGACCAUCUGAAGACGGGUGGUCUGUCCCCCUGUCCAUCUCCUGGACCCUCCAGCUCCGUCUCCCAGUCCUCGGGUCUCACUGCUCUGGGAAGUUUAUCACCCCGACAGUCGGUAGCCAUGCACAUGCCCAAAAGCUACAGCAGAGGGCUGAGUGAGGGGGGCAGCUCAGCAGACGUCCACUCUGCAGAUUUCCUCAGUCUUUCCUCACAGAGGGAUGAUCACCGUGUUAGGGUGGUGAUUUGUGUUGCAGAUUUACACGUCUUUAAAGAUGAGGUUAAACAGCAGGAUUUCUUUGUUGGCACGGUCAGGGUGAAUGGCAGGAUGGACUGGCCCAUGCUGGACUCAGCUGUCAGCCAGGCUUUCAAGGUGUACAUAGCCAAGGUGGACCCCACUUCUAGUCUGGGCCUGUCUACCGACUCCAUCUACAGUUACAGUAUGGGUCAUAUUAAGAGAGUGGUGGGAGGAGAAGGUCCAGAAACCCAGCCCUCUCGCUGCAUGUCCCGAGGCCCCAGUAGCAUCACGGUGGCCCUGAAAGGUUUGAAGGAGAAGUGUGUGGACAGCCUGGUAUUCGAAACGCUCAUUCCCAAACCCAUGAUGCAACACUACAUCAGCCUGCUGCUCAAACACCGCCGUCUCAUCCUGUCUGGACCGAGCGGGACGGGCAAGAGCUACCUGGCUUCCCGGCUGGCUGAGUACCUGGUGGACCGCAGCGCCCGCGAAGUCACCGAUGGCAUCGUGGUCACUUUUAACAUGCACCGCCAGUCAUGCAAGGAUCUCCAGCUUUAUCUCUCCAACCUGGCCAAUCACAUCGAUCGGGAAACCAGCACGUCAGAAAUACCGCUGGUCGUUAUUCUGGAUGAUAUUCACGGGCCUGCUUCCAUCAGCGAACUUGUCAACGGUGCUCUCACCUGCAAAUAUCACAAAUGUCCUUACAUCAUUGGAACAAGCAAUCAGCCAGUGAAGAUGAUAGCGAACCACGGCCUUCAUCUCAGCUUCAGGAUGGUGACCUUCUCCAACAAUGUGGAGCCAGCCAACGGCUUCCUGGUGCGCUACUUGCACAGGAAGCUGAUGGAGUCGGAGGAUGAGAGAAGCUUGACCAACGAGGACUUGAUCAGGGUGUUGGACUGGGUUCCCAAACUGUGGUAUCAUCUGCACGCCUUCCUGGAGAAGCACAGCACGUCGGACUUUCUCAUUGGCCCCUGCUUUUUCCUGUCCUGUCCGGUCACGGUGGAUGAGUUUCGAUCGUGGUUCAUUGACCUUUGGAACCACUCUAUUAUUCCUUACCUGCAAGAGGGGGCCAAGGACGGCAUCAAGGUCCACGGCCAGAAGGCGGUAUGGGAGGACCCAGUGGAGUGGGUCAGAGGCACCCUGCCUUGGCCGUCUGCCCAGCAGGACCAGGCAAAGCUGUUCCACCUGCCUCCCCCCAGCAUCGGCUCCAGCAGCCCCGGUCAGCCCUGUGAGGAGAGGCCUCACAAGGAGACUCCACCCAGCUCCAUGGAAUCUGAUCCCCUGAUGGCAAUGCUUUUGAAACUUCAAGAAGCUGCCAAUUACAUUGAAUCCCCAGACAAAGAAGACCCUAGCCUGCCUAGACUUUGAACACAAAACUUACACUUAAUACUUCAUAUUUGAUGUUUUUUUUUUUUUUUUUUUUUUUUGUCCACUGCAACAACGCAGUGCACAUUCAGGAACAUUGGAUCCCUCAGAAGCGGUUGUAGGGUGAUUAAAACUGUCAUUAGGCCAGCUGUAGGUUAAAUGUAUAACUGGGUAAUUACAAAUCAUUUCAUUACAUACAGUAUUUUCAAAAAAUUGUCCACAAGUAUGGAAUGAUCUAUAGUACUUUACUGUGUAUUUGACUGGAUGACAUUGACUUCAGUUUCCAUUUCCCACCACGUUAGCACUCAGUGCUCUUAGAUCGGUGCUAAGAGAUCACCAAGAAUCGUCUCACCACUUUCACUUCAGGUGAUUUCUGUCCUUGCAGUCCAUCCUGUGUUGUGCUCAAGUGCAUUAUGGGAUACGGAGUGCCUGUCAGCAAGAGCUAUUCUCAAUUAUGGUGACUAAUUUUUGGAAAAGAGUAUGACAGCAUGACAGAUGCUACUAUUUAUUGCAAAGUUCCUUGGUACAUAUCGACUGUAUAAGUCUUUGAAGGCUAAAAUCUUAUACAUAUGCAAUCCUGGACUUUACAACCUGAGCAGGUAAGACAAAUAAAAUGCCUUAACAACAAAGACGUCAAUGUCACCUCAACUUCAGCAGAGUACACUGGUGCUUUCAUCAAUAUCACAAGACAGUCAGGAAUCACUUAUUUCUUCAGCCCUAUACAUUAUUUAUUUCCUGUUCUUGUUUUUUUAACAAUAUGAAAUGUUAAAAGAUCACUUAUCAGUAUAUGUUUUCACAGAUUUUAUUCUUUAUUAUUGUUAUGGCUUAUUAGUUAAUUAAACUUGCUGUCAUACUCUUUUGCAUAAAACAAAACCGAUUUAUCAGUGAUGUGAGUUCAUCACUUUGUCGCUUUACAGUACCAUCAUUUCCAAGCACUUACUGUAGUUUUAUGAACUGCUUCAUGUAAAACAUGUGUCACCAAUGUUGCCAUAUAUAUCAGGUAUUAGAUAGUUAUUACACAGGGAUUAUGUAACAUAACAAACACCCUCUGACUAAAAUAGAUUGAGCAAAUGCUAUUUGAAUCCAAUUCAGUUUUUUUUCUGUAACAUUUAUCUUGGAAAGAGUCCAUUUUCUUUUUUUUAUCUUUCACCCCACAUUCAGAGUAGUUACUGUAUAUAUUAUGUACAUACAAUCAGGCUACAUCAAAUUAUUUUAUCUAUAUUAGUUGGUGCAAAUAUCUAAUAUACUGAACCAAAUACUGUACUUUAAUUAAUCAUGUGUAUUGACUGUCAUGUUAGUGGUUUCAGUUCAACUAUGAAUGUAUAGAAAAAAACAAGCAUAUGACAGUAUCACUCAUGUAGUAGGUGCUUUUAAAAGAAGCCUUAUUGCAACGUUCCACUGCAAAACACUUUGAACAAUUUCUGAGUAGAGUGAUUUUAAAGCUACCUUUGCCCAUUUUCAUUUAUAAGAGUUCAUGCACUUCACAAACAGAAUUAAAAAGUCUCAUUCUUACACUUAUUAUCAUCAUUUAGGUACGCAUGGUGCUCUUUUCUUUGACAAGGUUCCAGACUGUUUCAGUGUUGAAUAAAGAUCACGUAGACUUUCAGGCUAGGUUAGCAGAGAGUUUUAUGUCAUACAGUAGAAAUGUCAACGCUAAAGUAAUGUCAAUUAAAUAAAUCUGGAAGAUAAUGUCUGAUAUUUUUAGGAUAUGUUGAAUAACUGUUGAAGACAUUUUGUAGAGACAGUGAAGUCAUGUGAGACAAUGUAGGUGUUAAUGUUGUACGGUAUUCAUAUUUGAGAACACUUUGGGUACACGACACAGUGCAAAGUGACUAUGGAGAGUAGUCGUUCCAAGGAAAGAGUAAAAAGCAAAAGAUUUAAACACUUUUUAAGGUACUUUGCGUCAAUUUUUUGUAAAAAAUAAAAAAUAAAAUUAAAAAGCCCUAAUGGAGUAAAUGGCAGACAAAGUGGUAUUGUCAAUAUAAUUCACCUGUGUCAUUAUUUAGGUGCUCAAACUAAACUUCACAUGUACAUAAAUCCUGUUAACGAAUGUCAGACCAUUUUAUGACAGCUCAAUAAGAAAGUUUAACAUUUUCAAUUGUAUCUGAGCUGCUUAUUGCUUUGUUAAGGCGGGUAACAGAACUUCAAGCUAAUCCGCAGCUCUGAUUGGUCACAUGUAAACUUAAAAUAAAUAAAGGAAUUACAGACAUCAAAGAGCAAAAAGAUACUAAAUGGCCAGUGACUCUCACAGUGGUCACAUGCCGAUUAAGAAUAAUGUCAGUUUUUGUAAAUAUAUCGGUAUUAGACAGUAUUACCAACCCUGGUCUGUUUCUGCAGGUUAACUAAAGCCAUCAGCUCCAGCUUCUCAUCUCAUUCACUGGUUGUUGUGCCUGUUGCUCUGUAGUAGCUGUGAUUUGUGUUUGCUUACUGGUGUAUCAGGACUAUGCAGCAACUUCUACUGGUGUUGGCAAUCAGCAAAUGUCUGAUCCUCAUGUGCAAAUGCAGUAUUUUCCUCUGGUCUGUCUUUGAGUUCCUAAUUUGGACCAAAUUGCACCACGGGACCAAAGUGGAAGGUUGUUUUAGCAGGUGCUACUGAGCCUUAAAGAGAGGAGGAUUUGUGUGCCGUUGCAUUGAGAACAGGGUUCAUAGGUGUAGGUAAAGAAAUGAAGCACUUUGGAAGGUGUUUCACGUGUUUUGUCCUUAUGAAUGGCAACAAAAAGUAUCCUAACUGGACUUGUAAAUGGUCAAAUGACAAGAAAAUCAGCGCUUCACUGUUUGCAUAGUUGAUUUUAUGUAGAAUCAAACCAGAUAAAGAGAUGAAUUUGAUUUCUUUAGCCAGUACAGGUUGCUGAAUAGUCACAUUUCUGCAAAGCUUGUUGUGGGUACUGAACUAAGAUUACACAAAAGAAAAAGUUAUGCGAUAUCUAAUGUCACUGAAGUGCAAAUGUAAAGGGUUUCUAAGUGUUGUAAAUGCAUGUAAACUUGCUGUGUGAUGAGAAAAUAACCUGACAUUGUAUUGUUAGGAAAAUCAUUCUAGAUAAUGUUUUGCCUUUUAAUACUCCAAAUAUUUGAUAUUUCUUUUUCUUUUUUCUAAAGAAUCCUUUGUAAAACUUAAUUUCUCUAUUUUGUACAGGACAUCACUGUAAAGAUUGUAAAUAGGUCAGCAUUCUGGAUGCGGCAACAAUCAUUAAGGGACAGGGAAACAAAAAAAUCAUGCUUGAGAGAAGGGUAUAUUUCUUUAGAGUUUGAUCCAAUACAUGGAUAAGGUUUCUGAAGGCUUUCAUCCACCUAUCACUGGUUGUUGGAAUCAAUAAAAUACAUGUUAUAUUUA
This is a messenger RNA of Etheostoma spectabile (orangethroat darter), 10365 nucleotides long. RefSeq names its product neuron navigator 1b (gene nav1b). Gene Ontology annotation, cellular component: microtubule cytoskeleton; axon initial segment. The transcript has 31 exons. NCBI's taxonomy places the organism in Eukaryota, Metazoa, Chordata, Actinopteri, Perciformes, Percidae. Gene Ontology annotation, biological process: neuron migration; microtubule bundle formation; nervous system development. The record is from RefSeq and is a predicted model, not a curated record. Gene Ontology annotation, molecular function: ATP hydrolysis activity. Bases 420 to 7037 code for a protein of 2205 amino acids.